This is a messenger RNA of Durio zibethinus, 2262 nucleotides long. Its product is annotated as FRIGIDA-like protein 1. The record is from RefSeq and is a predicted model, not a curated record. NCBI's taxonomy places the organism in Eukaryota, Viridiplantae, Streptophyta, Magnoliopsida, Malvales, Malvaceae.
AAUCAAUUUCUGAUAUUUAUUUGUUAGGGAUUUUUUGUUGGUUUAUUUUCGUUUUUCACGUUUUAGUUAAUCUCUUAAAAGUGAAAAGAAUGUCAUCGGAAAAUAUUUCGACGAUGGCAAUGUCAUCGGAAAAUCUUUCGACGACGCCAUCGCUGAGAACAAUAGAAUCGGCGAUCAAUCUCAUAGAUGUCAAAAAGGAGGAACUCAAGAAAGCGUUCGAUCAUCUCCAAGCCAACUAUUUGCACCUCUGUUCUUUCUCUAUCUCUUGGUCCGACCUCGACUCUCACUUCACCGCAAUCCAAAACUCGGUAACUCAGCGGUUCCGUCUCCUCGAGUCGCACGAGUCCGUUCACCACCCAGUUGAUGCCGUCCCCAUUUCGGAGCUCACUCCGUGCUCAACUCAACCACUCUCGUCAAAAGAGGGAGACCCAUGUGUUCAGAAACCAUCAUCUAGACAGGACCGGGUAGACUCAGCCGCUGAGUCGCUGGUGAAUCGGCCGUUGAUUCAGCUUGUACCAUUAAAUGGUGAGCAACCAUCGUCGUCAAAUUCGGUGGGACUGCAGUCUGAUGGUUCGGCUCCGGCAUCCGGCGGUGUUGACUCGGUGGUGACUCGGCCGGAGCUGAAGGAGUUCUGUGAGAGAAUGGAUGGGAAGGGGUUGAGGAAGUACAUAAAUGACCAUGUAAACGAGCGCGAAGCUAUCCGAAUGGAGCUUCCAGGUGCUCUAAAGACUGCUAUGGAUCCUGGGGCAAUGGUUCUGGAUGCAAUGGAGGGCUUUUAUGCAGAGAAUUCUCAGUCUAAAGGCAAUAAAGACCCAGAAUUGUUCAGUUUAAGGUGGGUUUGCGUGUUUUUGUUGGAGCAGUUGAUGGAAACUGGUCUAAGGUUUAGUGAUGAAGUGAAGGAGAGAGCAAAAAAGUUAGCUUUAGAGUGGAAAGGCAAGGUCAAGUUGAGAAAAAAUAACUUUUUGGAGACAUUGGCGUUUUUGCAUUUAGUGGUAACUUAUAGUUUGGGAGCUGUGGUUGAUAAAGAGGAGCUUGUUGGAUACUUUUUUAUCAUCGCUAGACACCGGCAAGCUACAAUGUUGAGUAGGUCAAUUGGCUUAGGAGAGAAAGUUCAUGAUUUGAUUAAAAAACUGUUAGAUAGUGGCAAACAACUACUUGCUGUGAAAUUUGUAUUUGAAUUUGGGCUAGCAGAAAAAUACCCACCAGUCCCUCUUUUGGAAGACUAUCUGAAGGAGACCCAGAAGCUUGCUAAGCAAGUUUGCAAGGAUGGAAAGAACCAUCUUAGGUCACAGAAUGAGGCCACAGCCAGAGAAAUUGCUGCCUUGAAAGCUGUAAUUAAAGUAAUUGAACAGCACAAGCUAGAAACUGAGUAUUCACAGGAGAGCCUUCUGAAGCGUAUUGAGCAGCUCGAGAAGCAGCAGGCUGACAGGAAACACCCUGUGACAGCUGCCGCUGCCAAGCCUCAGCAGCAGCAGGCAGACAGGAAACACCCUGCAACAGCUCCCACUGCCAAGCCUCAGCAACAGCAGCAGCAGCAGCCAAGUCAGCAGGUCAUUCAGCAGGGAAAGAAGAAGAAGAAACAGGCACAGGGAAAGCAGCAGCAGAGUAGCAACAAGCGCCCUAAAACAACUGCAUCUGUUGUUCGUAUGGCACCCUCAUUGGGAGUUGCUGGUUCAAGUUCAGCUGUUCCCCCAUUCCAGCAAUCUCAUCUGCAGCAAGGAGGUUUAAUGCAAGACCGUUCUGCUCCAUAUUUGAGCUUGCCAGCCGGUUCUUAUGGCUUGGCAGGCUCCACUCCAGUUAAUCCUUAUGUAGGCUCGUCAGCUGCGACUGCAUUAUAUGGUUUGGCAGGAGCCCUUAUGGGUUUCUCUGUGAAUCCAAACCCUGCUGCAUCCCAUUUAUAUUCUUAUGACAGACCUACUUAUGGUGCAUAUGGUUUACCACCACAAUACCACCCAUCUUACCAUCCACAGUAGCUGUUGUUACUGUUUUGUUGUUGCCUGUGGUAUGCUUUUGGAUACAGUGCUUGUUGGAAAGCACGCGUGUUUCUUGAUAACUGGAUUAUAUUGCGUAAACCAAAUUCGGUAACUGACUUUUGUUGACAGAUCGAGGCUAAAUAGUAUUUUAUCUAAUUUGCUAAUUGACCCAAAGAUUUAUGUAAAUUAUGAUUGUUUUUUUUAUGAGAUGUUAUUAAUUUCCAUUGUAGAAGGUCAUUCUUUCUUUUAUUCAAUCCUUCAGCCUUCCCUUGCAUGGUAUGAUUGCAGU